AAUACACGCUGCUUUCGAGAUUUAACACGCAGUUUGAUGCCCCUGGCAGGCAGGUGCAAGGGGGAGGGGCUAUCCCACUUUCAGGGUGAAAGUUGCAGCAUUUCCUCAGGGAAUCGAGGGAAACGGAUGAAAAACUUGAUGGGGGUGGGUGUCAUUGACCCGGUCGUACAAUACUUUUGAGAGCAAAUGUAGCAUUUUAAAAUUAUAUAAUACAAGUGCAGGAACAGUUAUGCGGCAGAAGCAGCUGUUCUUUCGGAUAUGUAGCACAGUGAAUAAAAUAGCCUUUGAGAUGCAUGGAUGAGUGACGGGUUAUGUAAAGCUUGCUGACGAAAUUAUAAGAAAUCUGUGUGCACAGUUAAAGAAAAAAUUUACGUGGCGUAUUGUCAGUGAUAACAGUCAAAAAUAAAAAUGGAAAACCUUGAAAUUUUACCCGAAAAUAUUAAAGUAGAAAAGGAAGACGAACUCGAGGAAGAAAGUGCGGUGAACAAUUCUGUUGAAGAGCUGGUGGCCCCAGAAGCUGUGUUUAUAAAAACUGAGGAUCCUGAGGAAAUUUUAACAGAAGAAGAGGAAAAUCAAGAAUAUGAUGAGGAAAAUGUGGAGGACCAAGCUUGGAAUUUCAGAGAAGGCAGUGACCCUUGCUCCUUAGUGACAGAAGAGAAGGAAGAUGAUCAUGAAGAGAUAGAAGUCAAGCCACCUGUUGCAGUGUAUCUGGAUGCCCAUGACGAGGAGUCCAAUGAAGACAUUGAGCAGGAUCAAGCGGACCCGUUGGCAUUGUACAAUGACAAAUGGAGAACAGAAUUGGUUGGACCAUCACAGUUUGAAUCACGUCUUCAUGAAUGUUCUGUGUGUCAAAAGAACUUCAUUCAUAAGAGUCAUUUAGAAAGGCACAUGCGGGUUCACACCGGAGAACGCCCUCAUGUAUGUUCAAUCUGCCAAAACGGCUUCUCGCAGAGAAGUUCAUUAGAUAGGCACAUGCGGACUCAUACCGGGGAACGUCCUCAUGAAUGCUCUGUCUGUCACAAGACCUUCAUAGAGAGACGUAAUUUAGAUACGCACAUGCGAGUGCACUCCGGGGAACGCCCUUAUGAAUGCACCGUCUGCGACAAGAACUUCACGGACAGAGGUUAUUUACUUUUCCACAUGCAACUCCACACUGGGAAGCGCUUCAAUGAAUGCUCACUGUGCAAAAAAAGCUUCACGCAGAGAAGUUCGUUAGAUAGGCACAUGCGAAUUCACACCGGGGAACGCCCUCAUCAGUGCUCCGUCUGCCUCAGGAGCUUCCCAGCAAAACGUACUUUACAAAUACACAUGAAUACCCACACUGGGGAACGUCCGCAUAAGUGCUCCGUUUGCAGCAAAAGCUUCUCAGAUAGAGGUUAUUUACUUUUGCACAUGCGAGUCCACAGUGGUGAACGUCUUCAUGUUUGCUCGGUGUGCCAAAAGAGUUUCAUACAGAGAAGUUCUCUAGUUAAACACAUGCGGACUCACACUGGAGAACGCCCGUAUGAAUGUUCUGUCUGCCACAAGCGUUUCUCAGAGAGCGGUACUUUAGCUACACAUAAGCGGAUCCACAGUGGUGAACGCCCUCAUCAAUGUUCUGUCUGCCAGAAGAGUUUCACUCAUAGAAAUUCAUUAGUUUUCCAUGUGAAGAACAGCAAUUGUGAACGUCCCUCAUGAAUGAGCCAAAGAAGAUUCACAAAGAGCAGCAUUUUAGAUAGACACAUACAUAUGCACGAAUGUUAUAUUUAUUUAUUUAUUAAUGACAGCUGUUGCAGCUGAUACUUAUGUAUCAUCUGUUAGUAAAUCACAUCAUACACAUAUACAUUCAAAUUUAAUAUAAACUCUAUCACAAUUGGUGAUCUGCUUCAUCCAGUUGAAGAAUGGUUUCCUCUUCAUCAGAAGUUAAUAUGGUCCUGCCUCUCCUUGAAGGAGUCAACUGUCCUGGCUGAACACAAUUUAUGUGGGAGAGUUUUGACAGUUGACUAGCACAGUGCCACCAAGUGCUAGUCCUUUUAUUAUCCAUCAGAUGCUUCAGAUGUCCUUGAAGUCUACUGACAAUGGCCCUGAUGAAGAUUCCAUUCAAGUUUUGAAGCUUAUAUUGGUUAUUCUGGACCUUAAAUGUUUCAACUGUAUUGUUCCCAUCUCUUCUUUGAUGUAGUGUGGGGAAGCAGGUUGUUUUACAAAUCUUAUGACAUGGGAGAAUGUGAAUGACAUUACACAUUAUCACUUUGCCCAAACAUGUAAAAUGUCCGUAGGUAGCCUCACCAUAAUCCACAGGUGUGAAGAACCUGUAGGGAUCUCCUACACAGCUGAGAAUAGUGGAGUGCCCUCAAGAGUGGUGUACAAUCUGUUGUCAUGUUUCGAACUUGCAGUAUCUGGAGUCUACUUUCAGGCGGAGUCUCCAGGCAUGGUCAGAAUUUUGUAGAAGUCCUGAAUGCUAAUCUUCAGAAAAGAAAGGGGUUCCUGUCUGUUCACGGCAUAAGAGGCGUGAUCUUUGAGGAUUUGUGUUUUGUACAUUUGAUUGUGUAGUAAUAUAAAUUGUGUGCUUAAUUUGCCCUAGUUUUGUAAUCAUUCAAAUCAUGUCAGUGUGGUGCUUUGAAAUGUUUUACUUACUAGAUCAAAAGUGUACCGCCCAUAUGAUAAUUUAGUCUCAUGCCCAGAUUCAUUUUCAUGGUCUUAAGUAUCUUAUGUAGGUAAGCCUCUAAGGCUAAGAUCUGUGCAUGUUUCAGGCAUAUUGUAAGUUUAAUCUUAUAAAAUCUAAUAAAAUUCAAGAUUCAUAUUUUCUAGAAACAGGUAGAGAUUAAUAAAUCACUUUAUUAAUUUUAGAGCUGCAGUAGAAUGUAUAUUAACUAAGGUUUGUUAAGAGAAAUGACAAAAGUAUUAAUGCAAUUUAAAAUUUGUCAUUGUUAUACUCCAAGAAGACAAUAAACAUUCAUUAUCAGAUUGUUAUACCAUCAUAUGAGAAGAGGAAACCAGAAAAUUGACUCCAGGCUCGGACUGUACCCAGGCAAUCUUGAAAUCAUGGUGGUGGAAAGGUUCCUAUAAACCAUGUAAUGGUAGCACAUGAUUGUAGGUGAUUCUGCAAUUGAAUAGUAAUAUGUUUACAUAUGUAAUAUAAUAGAAUAUCAAUGUACACUAUCUCCAGAAAUCAUGUUUUUUUUUUUUUUGUUUGU
Molecule: messenger RNA, 3173 nt
Organism: Gryllus bimaculatus (two-spotted cricket)
Lineage: Eukaryota; Metazoa; Arthropoda; Insecta; Orthoptera; Gryllidae
Source: the annotation of a GenBank genome assembly